Molecule: messenger RNA, 2672 nt
Organism: Paralichthys olivaceus (Japanese flounder)
Lineage: Eukaryota; Metazoa; Chordata; Actinopteri; Pleuronectiformes; Paralichthyidae
Gene: xkr4
Product: XK related 4
Biological process (GO): apoptotic process involved in development; engulfment of apoptotic cell; phosphatidylserine exposure on apoptotic cell surface
Cellular component (GO): plasma membrane
Source: RefSeq, a predicted model, not a curated record
AAGUGGUAACAACAGGAUCUGUCCAUGGUGCUGAAAAGUGUGGCGCCUUAGGACUUAACACUGCUUCACUUCAUGUCUUUUAUUUGAUUCAAAUGGCAAGCUGGAUAUUAACACACACACUGAGAGCUUGUUUGAGAGAUUGAUUGUCUUCAUCAGAAGAUUGUAAGAGGAGGUGUCUCACGCGAUGCAAACAGGCAGGGAGAGGGAGAGAGGCAGGCAGAUAGAGAUGGGAGGAUGAUGUCAUAGUUUUCAGCCUGUGCCAUAGAAGAGGCAGAUGGCUGCAGCCUUCCACCUUUUCCUUCGCUCCUGUUUCCAUCUCCAACCCCAGCAUCAGCAUCAGCAUCAGGACUCUUCGAGGGCAAAUGGUGACAGACCGCAGAAGCUUCUUAUAUUGACCGGAGGAAACAAAGCGUUCCAUGCAUGGGAGUGGAUCAUCAGCCGAAGAAGUCCAAUGAAGACGUGAUAUGAUAUGGUCUUCCUUUUUGUCUGUAUGUUGUAUUAUGAGCAGGCGGCAGUGUAGAGGAGCUAGUCCUGCCCAGAGAGGAGGAGGAGAGACGCACAGAAGGGUGUCGACGGAGAGAGGCAGGGGUAGUGGAUACAGGAGGGGAGAAACAGAGUCAAAAUAAUACAGUAAUAGUAUAAGCUUCCAAUAAUGGCGGCUAAAUCGGACGGGGUCCUGAAGAUGAAAAAGAGUGACGUGGCCUUCACCCCCCUGCAGAAUUCGGAGCACUCCGGCUCGGUGCAGGGACUCCACCCGGGCGGCCAGCCCGACUCUGCGGGCACCGGGGACGGGGAAUUCGCCAACGGGGAGUCGCGGUGCUGCGGUGGCGGAGGCACCACCAGCCUUCGCCUGGGCAAGGAGCAGCAGAAAUACACGGUGUGGGAUUGCCUGUGGAUCGUAGCCGCAGUGGCUGUGUAUGUGGCCGAUGUGGGCACUGACGUGUGGCUGUCGGUCGACUACUACCUCCGCCGCGAAUACUGGUGGUUCGGCCUGACGCUCUUCUUCGUUGUGCUGGGCUCUUUCUCGGUGCAGCUCUUCAGCUUCAGAUGGUUCGUCCACGACUUCAGCUCCGAGGACGGCGCGGAAUCCGCGGCCGAUUGCUCCCUCAUGGACGGGAACAAACUGCUGAGUGGCUCGGCCUCACACGGCGACAUCACUGCUCCACACCACCCGGCCACGCCGCAGAGACAGGCGUCGACCGUCAGCAAGAACACCACGACCAACAGCACCGCGAGCACGGCGCUGGGCGGCAGGAGCAGGAAACGGUCGGCCUACUACUCCUUCUGUGUCUGGUUCGGCCAGUCUGUCAUCCACAUCCUCCAGCUGGGCCAGAUAUGGAGGUAUCUUCACACCAUCUACCUGGGCGUUCGAAGUCGCCAGAGUGCUGAGACAGAACGGUGGCGUUACUAUUGGAGGAUGGUCUACGAGUUUGCAGAUGUGAGCAUGCUGCAUCUACUGGCCACCUUCCUGGAGAGUGCUCCACAACUGGUGCUGCAGCUGUGCAUUAUCAUACAGACACACAAGCUCCAGGCUGUACAAGGUAUGACAGCAGCGGCCUCCCUUGUCUCACUGGCUUGGGCCCUUGCCUCCUACCAGAAGGCUCUACGAGAUUCUCGUGAUGACAAGAAGCCAAUCAGCUACCUGGCUGUCAUCAUCCAGUUCUGCUGGCACUUCUUCACCAUUGCAGCCAGGGUCAUUACCUUUGCCCUGUUUGCCUCUGUGUUUCAACUCUACUUCGGCAUCUUUAUUGUCCUGCACUGGUGCAUCAUGACCUUCUGGAUUGUCCACUGUGAGACAGACUUCUGCAUCAGCAAGUGGGAGGAGAUUGUGUUUGACAUGGUGGUGGGCAUAAUCUACAUCUUCUCUUGGUUUAACGUUAAGGAGGGAAGGACAAGGUGUCGACUUUUCAUCUAUUACCUGGUGAUCUUGGUGGAGAAUGCUGCUCUCAGUGCACUGUGGUAUCUGUACCGGUCUCCUCACACCACUGACGCCUUUGCAGUGCCAGCAUUAUGUGUCAUCUUCAGCAGUUUCCUCACUGGAGUGGUUUUUAUGCUCAUGUACUAUGCCUUUUUCCAUCCCAAUGGGCCACGUUUUGGACGCUCGCCAAGUGGCCAGGGCCUUGACCUGGACCCCACUGCUCAGUUCUCCACACUACCAUCAGAAGGUGCCACCAACUCAUUGCGCUCCAACAGAGGUGCUACCACAACUUUGGAGCGUGACAUGGGGAAGUAUUCUGAGCGGGAUGGCUGCAUGCCAGUGUUUCAGGUCCGACCCACAGUGCCAUCCACUCCAUCAUCUCGUGCUCCACGCCUUGAAGAGACCGUCAUUAAGAUCGACCUUUGUAGAAACCAUUACCCAGCUUGGGAGCGCCAUGUUCUUGACCGCAGUAUACGAAAGGCAAUCCUGGCCAUAGACUGCUCCCUGACUCCUCCACGGCUGCAGUACAAAGAUGACGCUCUGGUGCAGGAGAGGUUGGAAUAUGAGACCACUUUAUAGCUGAAUCCUGCUCUGAGAACCCAGCUUCAUAUAUCACAUUUACAGAAACAGAAACUGUGGCAAUAAAAAUGUGUUACUACCAACAACGUCACUUUUCAUCUCCGAUUUCCCCAUUCUUCAGCAUCAGCUCCCCACCCUGCAAGACGCAAAUGCACUGUUUAGUUAAGUUUGGAAA